UCAUUUGUAUCUCACUCAACCAAAGCAACCUAGCUAAUCAAGAAUAGUAGUAAUCCCUCAAAGCAAACCAACAACGAUGACAUACGGAAACGACUACUACGAGGUUGAGAGAGUGGUGGUCCGUGACGGUCCAUACGGUGCUGAUUAUAGGAUUGAUGAAUAUGGCAACCGCGUUUACUACCGCCGAAAUGAUGGGUUGGGUAAUUCCGUAACUGAGAUUGUUACUGAUAUUAUUCCCGGCACCCAUGCCUCCCAUGACGCUUUCGGAAAUUCCGUAACUGAGAUUGUCACUGAUAUCAUCCCCGGCAGCCAUGCCCGCCCCAACGCACUGGGAAAUUCCGUAACUGGCCUUGUCGCUGGUAUCCUCCCUGGCCACCACAGGAGGUACUGAGGGUUGUUACCUGCAUGAUCCAGAGAACUGACAGCAACCAUGGUAUUAAUUAGUAUAAUAAAAAUGUCCUCUUAGCCUCUAAUUAAGAAUAGGCUAGUCGUUACGGGCCAUUCAAUACGAUGUGUCUUUGCUAUUUUGUACUUUGUUUAACUAUGUAUUUCGGUUUCUAAUGAAGUUAUAAUACAUGGUUUUUGCUUUAAAAAAAAAAAUAA
Messenger RNA from Spinacia oleracea (spinach), 603 nucleotides. RefSeq lists its product as uncharacterized. The record is from RefSeq and is a predicted model, not a curated record. The transcript has 2 exons. Lineage: Eukaryota; Viridiplantae; Streptophyta; Magnoliopsida; Caryophyllales; Amaranthaceae. The coding region runs from base 77 to 391 and encodes 104 amino acids.